CCAGGCAUGUGCCACUGCCACGGUGCCACCUCUCACCGAACGCACCUAAAAAACACCUUGCAGUGAGAACCCGAACCACGCGUCCAGCUCCCUCUCGCCUCGCACCAGCUCAUCGCAGCUCCGCCCACGCUCAGCGCCCUCAAGGCAAGCUUCACCUUCCCACCUCCCCUCUUCCUACCAGCCCCGACCUCUCCCCCAAUCCCACCACCACCAGAUUCGCCUCGACGCCCCCCCUCCCCUCACCUUGAUGCCACGCCCCCUCCCAUGGCGCCACGCCCGCGCCCGCGCCGCUCGGCACCCGCCCGAGCCGCGACCCUGACCACCCUCCUCCUCCCGCUCCUCCUCCUCGCCUCCCCGUCCCUCCCCCUCUCCUCCGCCGCCCCCUCGCCGCCCUCCUCGGCGGUCCCCGCCACGCAGCGGCAGGUCGCGUCGGCCUCCGACCCCCCGGCCUCCCCUCCCCCUCCGGCGCGGCGGGCUCCGCGGCCGCGGCACCGGCACCGGAGGCACGCACCCCCGCCACCGCCGCCCAGGCAGCGCCGGCGGCGGCUCAACUUCGGGGAGCGGCUCGGGAUCGCCUUCGCCGGCGUCGCCGUCGCAAUGCAGCUCUUCCUCGGCGCCUUCCUGGCGCUGCGCGCGUGUCAGCUGCGGCGGCUCGACAAGGCCGAGGUGUCCUCCUCUACGCCCCUCACCUGACAGACCGCUCCAUUCCCCGCCUCGCCCGCGCCAAUCGAAACCCAAGCUCGUCCGGGUGUCAGGUCCGUGAUUUAUUUGUGAGCUGAUCUGAUGCCGCUUGCCGCCGCCGCCGCUGCUGUAAAGGGAUCCAGGGUGCGCGCAGUAGCUGCACCUGUCCAUGUUGGACGCCAUUCUUUUCGUUCUUGUUGUACUAGUACUACUACCGUGUACAAUCUGCUUCUGCUCCGUGCAGGCUCUAGUUGAGAGGCUAUGUGAUAUGAGAGUUGCGCUGCUGCUUUAAUUGUUGCCGACUUGCCGUGCGUUACCUGAUCUAGAUGGUUAGCUGCUGCUGCUUCUAUAUGAUGUUCCAGUGUUAGAAUUGCAUACUUCAGGCUUUUGAGGUUAAAUGGGAUUCGAUUUUCAAAGCGAUUUGUUCCAAUUAUUGCACCGGUAUGACAUAAACUAACCUGUCAGUUGCACUUUUCUGUUUUCACAAUCAAGAUCAUUCCAUGUGGAAUGAUUGAGUAAACAAUCAAACAUAUAAUGUGCGCUUAAGGCCCUGAUCCCGAUUCCCACACCGUCCUGGGACUCGUAUCACAGGAGAGCUUGGUAGUUUGUAAGAUUUUUAAUUUUUUUCUCCAUGCUUUCUUUCGUUGAAUGCCUAUUACCAUCUCAUAGGAAAGUGCAGGAUAAUUUGAGCAUGGUGAUUUUUUUGCGAAGUCUAUCUAUUGAACAUAACUUUUUUGGGGAUUUGAAUAGUUCAUGUUAAUACUGCUCCCCACUCCCAAAAUUCAGAAGAAAACAUACGCAGUGCCUCAAUUUUAUUUUUUGAAGCAGAAAGACUUAUCUUCUUACUUAUGCACAGAAUUCCUUAAGAUAAAAUUCGUUGGCAGUUCUUCAAUGGCACCUUUUCAUCUUAUGACAGACUGGAUAAUUUUCUUAUGUUCUGUGUUGCAACCAGUGACAUCUGGCACCCAAGUAGUCAAAGGUUACGCAGAGACAUGAAAAUGUUAUGGGAUACGUCUCAAAUAACUGAAAUUCUCUGUCCAUUAAACAAUGCAAGGAACCAAAUAAUGUUUAUUGACUUCGCAGUCUCAGUCGCUGGUUCAUUUUCGCAAUCCAUGACUGAACUAUGCCCCAUGUUUUGUUCGAUGUUUUAUGUAUGCAGACAGAAACAGAAGUGUAUGUAUGCCUCGUUCUACUCAAGAAUAUGUUAAAUGCAUUUGCUCAUAGCUGCAAUUUCAUAUGAAUUUCUCAGCAGCUAUUCUGACUAAAUAGAAAAAAGAAGGAAAACCUCAACAGCUGUUCAAGAUCAAAUGUUUUGAUUAUGAAAUGUAUGGGAACAGAUGGCGAUGCAUGUGAGGGACAAGUUAGUCAGUAGUUGUUCACUCGUAUAUUCUGGCAUGCAUCUGGGACAGCUCGACAAAUCUUAUCUUUUUAUAGUGCUCAGAUCUCCCCAGGUCUUGACAUCAGAAAUGUUCUGGCCUCGAAAGAGCAGCUGUCUGCUGAAUUCCAAAACGUGGAAUGUUCUCUUGACUGGUGCUGUAUUUGAAUUCUGACGACUCUUUGUAUCUUUUGAUGGCAUACUUUAUUGUGAAAUGGAUGCAGUUUAUAGAA
Messenger RNA from Setaria italica (foxtail millet), 2289 nucleotides. Its product is annotated as serine/arginine repetitive matrix protein 1-like. The transcript has a single exon. Bases 265 to 693 code for a protein of 142 amino acids. Lineage: Eukaryota; Viridiplantae; Streptophyta; Magnoliopsida; Poales; Poaceae. The record is from RefSeq and is a predicted model, not a curated record.